Messenger RNA from Struthio camelus australis, 3791 nucleotides. The record is from RefSeq and is a predicted model, not a curated record. NCBI's taxonomy places the organism in Eukaryota, Metazoa, Chordata, Aves, Struthioniformes, Struthionidae.
AUGGCCCCCUUCUCCCUUGAGGGCCACGCUCCUACAGCUCAGCUGCAGCAGCUCUGGUGCUCGUGUGACCACUGUCACCACCGUGACAGCGCAAUCGUCAACCGGAAAGAGAAUACCCUGUACAAAGGGGAGUCUGGCAGCAAGUGCAAGCAGUCAAGGGAAAGCUCUCCUGAGUACCAGGACAGCCUCCGAGGAAGGGGCAAGGCAGAGGGCCUGGAAACAAGGGAGGAAAGAAGAGCAGCCAGACCUGCCAUUUUCAGAGGCAGCGAGCUGUUUGGCCAGCUCAGCUCCUCAUGGACGAGACACAUGGCAUCUUUCCUUCUUGAUGAGCUUUGUGAGCUUCAUCAAUUUGUCAACAUUGAAAGUGGACCGUUGUUGCAGUUGAUUUUUGAUGGGAAAUACGAGGCAGUAUUUUCAAAUUCAGCCAUCCAGAAUAUUUUCAGUGCACCUUCUCUGACAGAGGAGAACAUUGACGGCUACUUGGAGAAACAGAUUCUAGCAUACCUGGACCUUCCUGCGGAGGCUGAUAACAUGGAAAGGCAGAGGCUGGUGUUUCUACUCGGUGUGGGCAGUUUGCAGCUCUUUGUUCAAAGCAAUUGGACUGGGCCUCCUGUGCAGUUACAGCCUCAGGACUUUUUGCCAUCUGCAUUGUUACAGAAAUUCUGUGAGCCAAAAAUGCUGCAUACAGCUAUUCUGAAGACACUGCUCCUAGAUGGUGAAUCAGUCUAUACCUUGACUUCUCACCCUAUCUUGUUGCUUAUAGCCAGGAUAAUCCUUGUGAAAGCAAGACACAAACUUGCAUCUGUUCAGACUUUGUCUUGGUGGACUCUAAGGUGCGUGAAUAUUCACCAGCAGUUGUUAGAAGAGCCGUCACCAUAGCUAUUCUCUCUUGCCCAGGACUGUAUAAAACAAGUGACAGAAGCGGAAAAUUUGUUCACAGGUGGUGAAAGCUGGCACUUAGAAGUUCAGUUCAAUCUUGAGUGUGCCUACACGUUUUUGUAUUACUAUGAGUAUAAAAAAGCUAAACAAUGUUUCAGUACAGCUAAAGAUACAACCAAACUGCAGAUCAGUCUGACAGGUGCUUUGGGGAAAAGGACACGAUUUCAGGAAAAAUAUGUUGCACAGCUUAUUCUGGAUGUCCAAAGGACAGAUAAAUUCCUUCUUCCUCACCGUGAACUAAGUCCAGCACCUACUCCUGUAGAAAAGUUAACGAUGAAUUAUGAUUUAAAUGAUGAUACAGUGCUAAACGAGAUAAAACUAGCAGAUGCUGAUCAGUACCAGAUACCUGAUUUGUGUGCAGAAGAGCUUGCUGUAAUCCUUGGAAUUUGUAUAGACUUCCAAAAGAACAAUCCAAUACACAAAUUAACUGAAGAGGAACUUCUGGCUUUUACUUCAUGUUUACUCUCUCAGCCAAAGUUCUGGGCCAUUCAGACUUCUGCCUUGCUCCUUCGGACAAAGCUUGAGAAAGGAAGUACUCGCAGAAUGGAACGGGCAAUGAAGCAGACUCAGGCGCUUGCAGACCAAUUUGAAGAUGCAAAUACUUCAGUAUCGGAACGCAUGAAGAUUUUCUACUGUUGUCAGGUGCCGCCACGUUGGGACAUACAGCGUCAACUUGCAAGCUUACUCUUUGAGCUAGGGUGCACCAGCUCAGCCUUGCAGAUAUUUGGGGAGCUGGAAAUGUGGGAAGAUGUAGUAAUCUGCUAUGAAAGAGCAGGACAGCAUGGAAAGGCAGAAGAAAUACUGAGAAGAGAGCUAGAGAAAAAGGAGACACCAGGACUAUACUGUUUGCUUGGUGACGUUCUCAAAGACCCCCAGUACUACGACAAGGCCUGGGAGCUCUCAAGGCACCGCAGUGCCCGGGCGCAGCGCUCCAAAGGCCUCCUCUACCUCCGCAAUCGGCAGUUCGGGCAGUGUGUGGAGUGCUUCGAGCGUUCAGUGCAGAUCAACCCUAUGCAGCUAGGUGUAUGGUUUUCCUUGGGCUGCGCAUACCUUGCUUUAGAAGGCUACGAAGGUGCUGCCAAAGCAUUUCAGCGCUGUGUGACAUUGGAACCAGAUAAUGCUGAGGCCUGGAACAAUUUAUCAACUGCAUAUAUCAGAUUAAAACAGAAAAACAAAGCAUUUCGAACCCUUCAAGAAGCUCUCAAGUGCAACUAUGAGCACUGGCAAAUUUGGGAGAACUACCUUCUCACCAGUACAGAUAUUGGAGAGUUUUCAGAAGCAAUUAAAGCUUAUCACCGGCUCAUGGACUUAAAAGAAAAGUACAAGGAUACACAGGUGCUGGCUAUUCUGGUCAGGGCAGUAGUGGAUGGAAUGGCUGAUCGGGCUGGAGAAGCAGCGAGCGGAUUGAAGGGGAAGUUGCAAGAGCUCUUGGGCAGAGUGACUUCACGAGUGACAAAUGAUGGGGAGAUCUGGAGACUUUACGCCCAGCUCUAUGGAAAUGGACAGAAUGAUAGUGAUGAAGAUACUGAAAAGUCACUGCAGUACCUCACUAAGGCACAUAAAUGUGAAAUUCAAUCCAGCGAUUGGGAGAAAGAUGUUUCAUCUUUUAAGGAAGUGGUGAAAGGAGCCAUAGAGAUUGCACAUGUGGCUAUAAAGUGCAGUAAAAACAAGUCUAAUCAUCAGGAAGCUUUGCAGAUACUUUCUUCAGCUCGGCUGAACUUACGUGGCUUGUCAUCCAAAGCAAAGCAACUUUUUGGAGAUGUAACAAGUAGUGAGGUUUCCAGUGAGAUAGCUGAUGAAGUGACAGCUAUGGACAACUUGAUUGCUGAACUUCAGGAACUGAGCAACCAACUGAGAAAUCGUUGCUGAAAUACAGACCAGACUUCAUGGGAGGAAGACCAUAAUGAUGUGUUUCAUUUGCUGCAGAUUCGCUCAUGAAAUGGGAACAACUGCAGCACAGCAACACUCUCAAUGACCAUUUUCCUGUACAAUGCUGUUCUCAUGGUCAGCUUUCUUCAGGUUUUAGUCUGCUUUUUCAGAUUCUUAUCUACUCUUGCCGUCUUAAAAUUGUGUCCGCUUCCUUGGGCCCAGAUUUUCUGGAAUAAAGCUAAUUGCGUUUAUAAAGCGCUGGAUUAGAGCACGUUUCGUGGGUGGCACCAGGCCACAGGUGCAUUGCAAACAGGGGGAGCAGGAGGAGCCCCAGGGCUGGAGGGGAGGAGGCACUGCAGGAGGCCGGAGCUGUGCCCUGUCCUAUCUGGGGCCCCGGCCAAUCACAGCACAUGCCCUCCCCAGCUGGCCAAUCAUACCUCUACUGGAGAGCUGCACAGCCAAUCAGAGAGCACGUCACUGUGCCGCUGGCCAAUCAGAGGAGCUGUGAGGCUGGUGGAUGAGUGGCGGCAGUGGUGAGGCGGGCUGGGGCGGUGGGGUGGGCCGGCCCCUGCCUUGACCUGCUCCGCUCUGCUGGGGCGGCAGACGCCUGGGCUCUUCGCUGGCCCCUUUAUAGUUUGGUCAUUGCUACUUACGGGGGAGCACGAGUGGGGUCCCGAGAGUGAGAAUUUAGUCUCUUGUGGUGUUGCUACUCUUGAAGUACAGUCAAAAGCGGCCAGAUGUUUGCAGCGUUGGGGUCUGCUAGGAGUUAUUGCUUACAACAGUAGUGUUUUACUCAAAAAUAUGCAACUUGGGUCCCACGUGCAGGAGAGCAGGACUUCAUUUGGGGCUUUUACGGGCAGGGUGAUUUAUCUCCAAUGAGGCAGCAGUAAAACUGCAAAAUAUUUAUAUUUGGCUAGCCUUGACUAGCUUGUUUUCAUCUAGAUUGCUUUGCUUUGUUUAAUUAAGUAUCUUCCUUGAAUUUU